Molecule: messenger RNA, 765 nt
Organism: Protopolystoma xenopodis
Lineage: Eukaryota; Metazoa; Platyhelminthes; Monogenea; Polystomatidea; Polystomatidae
Source: the annotation of a GenBank genome assembly
AUGGAAUUUUCCGAUUGGUUGAGUCUUCCUUCUACUCUUCCGACUCCUGGCAAGCCGGUCGAGUGCAAAUUGACCAUUGAUCAUGGUGGUCCACUUUUGCUGGACUCCGGUGCGCCUAAAUUGUUUGAGCUAACCAAAGCGAAACGACUCAAACUCUCAGAGCCUCUUUCUUGUAACUCUGCCUCCCUUAAGCCCAUAAAGAGUCCGGACCUAGUCGACGAGGAUCCAGAUCACCUGGCUGUAAGUCUGAGCUCAUUUUCAGGCCAUCAUUGUAGCCAAGACCUCGAUCCGCAUUGCUGCACAUCGAAUACUCGGGAUCCUUUGAUUCGGGUGAUGCUCGACGCAGCUGUCCAAUGCGCUUUGCUUGCCGGUAUGAUUGGCUUUAUUGGUCCUUUCGACCAAGAAAAGUAUAUUAACAAUAACCAAAUUGCUAAAAGAAAUUAUGCAGUGAUCAGCAAAGACCGGCCUCAGAGUCGAUUUGCUCCGCCGGCGACCCCGGAGAUGGAGAAUUGCAGUCGGGAACCAAAUCAAGCCAGAUUCUUUUUGGAAGACUGGAAAAUUCCUCCUUUGAUUUGGGAACUCGAGAUGCCGACGUUGGCAUUGCUAGCUCGAGCUGAGAUGAGAGGCUUCGUGUUGGGUAAAGAGAUUCGAAGGUUGGUUCCACCAGAAGACGACGGCGGAUUCCUCUCGAUCAGCUGUCUAUUAGCUUUACUGGAAGAUUCAUGCUGGCGCUGUUUCCGGGGUAAUCUCCUUCGAUUCCGGUGA